AUGUCCCUACUCACCAGUAUCACAAAACCUCUCCGCCCCCUAACCACCCUCCCCUCCAAACCAACCAAAUUCCUCCCUCUCACCCCGCGCCGCUAUAUCGGAAUCCCUCCGCAAUACCUCCUCGACGAGUACAUCCCCCGCUAUGCGCUGCUCACCUCGAUCGACUCUGCGAAAAAGCGCAGCAAGGCCUACGCGCAUCUAGCAAACUGUAAUCUGUGUCCGCGCAAAUGCGGCGUAAAUCGGUUCGAAACAACGGGCAUGUGCAUGAUCGGCGCCGAGACAGCGAAGGUUAAUGUCAUUGCGCCGCAUCGGGGAGAGGAACCUUGUAUCCAGGGAUUCCAUGGUAGUGGGUCGGUGUUCUUCUCCGGGUGUAAUCUGCGGUGUGUGUUUUGUCAGAAUCAUGAUAUCGCGCACCAACGAAAUGGAUUUGAUCUUACGCCCGAAGAACUGGCAGACUGGUACCUGAAGCUCCAGAAUGUUGGAAACGUGCAUAACAUCAACCUUGUGACGCCGGAGCAUGUCGUACCCCAGGUUGCGCUAUCGAUCCUUGCUGCGCGAGACAUGGGGCUUAAGAUCCCUAUCAUCUACAAUACAUCGUCGUUCGAUUCGCUGGCGUCCUUAGAGCUCCUAGACGGACUAGUGGAUAUCUACCUGCCCGAUUUCAAAGUGUGGAAAUCGGCCACGUCGAAGCGGCUGCUUAAGGCGGAUGAUUAUACGGAGACGGCGAAGGAGAGUAUCAAGGCCAUGCACGACCAGGUUGGGGAUUUGGCGUUUACGAGUGACGGGAUUGCGAAAAAGGGCGUCUUGUUGAGACACCUUGUUAUGCCGGGGAAGGAGGACGAGGGGAGGGAGAUUAUGAAGUGGCUAGCGGAGAAUGUGAGCCGGGAUCUGUAUGUGCAUGUCAUGGAGCAGUAUCAUCCUGAUGCGCAUGUUGGGAAGAAGAGGAGGGUUGCGAGGCGGAAGGCCGCAGGGGAGGAAGGCGGCGGUGCAGAGGGAGAGGUCGAGGAGGUGAGGUACGCGGAGAUCAACCGGGCUGUCAAGGAUGAGGAGAUGGGGAGCGUGAAGGAUGCAGCUGUUGAUGCUGGGCUUUGGAGGUUUGUGGAGGUGAACGAGAAGAGUCUGUUCCAUCUGUGA
Molecule: messenger RNA, 1134 nt
Organism: Aspergillus puulaauensis
Lineage: Eukaryota; Fungi; Ascomycota; Eurotiomycetes; Eurotiales; Aspergillaceae
Product: putative pyruvate formate lyase activating enzyme
Exons: 2
Coding region: 1-1134 (377 amino acids)
Molecular function (GO): iron-sulfur cluster binding; catalytic activity
Source: RefSeq, a predicted model, not a curated record